This is a messenger RNA of Aspergillus pseudonomiae, 1697 nucleotides long. RefSeq names its product ERF4 family protein. Gene Ontology annotation, cellular component: extrinsic component of endoplasmic reticulum membrane; endoplasmic reticulum palmitoyltransferase complex. Bases 561 to 1316 code for a protein of 251 amino acids. Lineage: Eukaryota; Fungi; Ascomycota; Eurotiomycetes; Eurotiales; Aspergillaceae. The record is from RefSeq and is a predicted model, not a curated record. The transcript has a single exon. Gene Ontology annotation, biological process: peptidyl-L-cysteine S-palmitoylation; protein targeting to membrane.
CGGCCCUUCCUGUCACCGUGUCUCCUCCUCCUUCUCGUCUCUCAUAUAUUCUCGACUCGUCGCCCGUGUCGGAAACGGCGUCUUUUGCGGCCCCACGGGAUCCUCCUCUUAUAUCCGCGCCCAAGGCUGAAAAGUCUUCCCUGCCCCCGCGCCGUUCGUGGGAGUCCCACCAGCGUGCAUCGUCAUCGGCCUAUCACUCCAAGCCAACGAGCUCCUCCCGAUCCAUACCGCGACACAAGGGUUUCUGGACUCCCUCCGCCGUCUUACGGCCGCCCUCGGUUCGACUCGCGAACCCGGUCAACUACGUCCCGCGAAUUACCCCGGUCACGGUCCCCCAUCCCUUCCAGGGCUCGGAAGAGAAUCUCUGUCUUGAGGCGCACCGAGACGCAUACCCUCUCCUAUCGAUUCCCGAGCGACGUCGCAGCCGACUCACCCCAUCCCCGAAUAGUCUAGUGGUGGAGCGCAGCCAGGGGGAGACCGAAAGUGGGCGCUCCAGCAUCGCAGUGCCUCGAGCGCAACGGCGCAGUGGUACCUUCAACGAAGAUUGGCCGUUACAGGAAAUGCCAGAAUCGGCAGGAAAUCAUGGGAGUCCGGAGGCACAAAGUAUUCGUCCGCCCGACCGGGCACACCUGACCCUAGACCCCGUGGUCGACCGAACCAACCCCCUCGACGACCGUCCCCGCCAUAUACAAUCCCAGGCUUCCCUGCGGUCGCAAGCACAGAUCGCUUCGAUACCGUCGCAUACGGGGCAACACCCCGGUGGCGAAACCGACGUGGCGGAGGAGUUGGCCUGGGGACCAGCCCAUCCGUGUUACCCUCAUAUCAAUCCGCAUGUAUCAGUGAGGUCUCAGGAGUACCAUACGACACGCAUCAUUCGGAUUCGUCGAGAUUGGAUGGUUAGGGGAGACCUGGCCCCAACGUUUUCCAACUUGUAUCCGGAGAUCCUCGAUCCAUUACUGCCUGAGCAGGAGUUCCGCAAGAUUAUUGCUACGGUCAAUGACAAGCUCGUAAAAGCAUUCGAUCCAUUCAGCCUUCGGAACUGGAUAGAUGGAGCGCUGGCGCUGUUGACCGGCUGGAUCUGGGAGGAUAUAGGGGCCACGGGAGUCAAAAGCCAGCUCAAACAGAUAGAAGACUGGGUGGAGAAUUGGAACCGUGAGGUCGGCGCAAAGGACGGGGUAUAUAUCUGGAGUCUUCGACGGACGGCUUACAUGUCGUUGGACAUACAGAUUCCCGAUCCUAAAGUUGGCAUCAUUCCCAGUGAGCAUGGACCAUCACUGCCCGGGACUCGACCGAGCAGUGGUGUCGUCUACGGCUGAAUGGUGGGAUGCUUUAGGACUUGAUGCUUCGAAUUCCCUUUUAUUCUUUUUUUCUUCUUCUUUCGCUGUAUUCCUUUAUUUUUAUGCUUUUUUUAAUUUUGCUUUCUCAACUGCAACCUGCAGCUGCACGAUUCUAGCGACUUGGGAUGUUCUUCUUAAUUACCCUUACUUCUUUUCGAUUUGACGAUAUCCACGUCCUUGAUUUCAGAUCGUUGAUACCAUGUCCCCUCCAAAGCCUUCUGGCCUUCGCCCGUUAUGGGAUGGGAUUUCUUGUUUAUAUUCUGUAUACUGUCUGUGUCUAUAGUUCGGUCUGUUCGGUGUAUGUCAUAUAUGCCGGUUGUGCAUAACAAGAGGGCUUUGAUGGCCAGAUACAGGUUAGAU